Messenger RNA from Chiloscyllium plagiosum (whitespotted bambooshark), 1495 nucleotides. The record is from RefSeq and is a predicted model, not a curated record. Lineage: Eukaryota; Metazoa; Chordata; Chondrichthyes; Orectolobiformes; Hemiscylliidae.
GUAAUCUAAUCUAAACAUGAUGUCUCAACUCCUUUGCUCAUUGCUCUGACUGCUGAAAGCAAAUGUACCAAAUGCCUUCUUCACCACAGGCAACUCCACUUUCAAGGAAUUAUCUACCUGCUUCCCUAGAUCUCUAUGUUCCACAAUGCUCCCCAGGCCUGUACCAUUAACUGUAUGGAUUUUUGCAAUGUUUGUGUGGCACUUAUUGGGCCUGUUUGAAACAGGACCAAUCUUCAUCUGAUGGCUGUACCUUGGCAAAUGAACAAGAGCCUCUGAUGAUUCCACAGUCUGCACGACAAUUGCGACGUCCAACAGAAGUUAUGUCUGGAAAGGAUGGAAGGAUUUCUGCAAAGAUUGUAAAUGUGGCUGAACUUGAUCAGUGUUUUGCAAAUAUUGUGGAUACAUUCAAUCAUCAACACAGCAACUACAUAACUCUUUGUGAGUUCAUAAGACUGUUGAAAGAAUGUUGUCAGUGUAACGUACUCACGGAUUGUUUUCAGACACUUCAACAUGAACACAGAGAUUUUACAGUCAAGCUCGACAUGCGGGGAUACAAUUUUUCUCUUUCUGUGCAGCCCAAUCAAUCAAUCCCAAGGCAACUUCUGCUUGCACAGCAGUAUACAAAGGAACUGUGUACUUCAACAAAAUCCAUAUUAGCAGCUGACCCUAAACUCCAGGAGAUGAUCAACUCCAUGCUACAGACUGAAGAUCAGCAUCUUGAAAUGGUGAAGCAUGUGAAUGAAUCCUAUCAAGCGCGGACUCGAUGUUUGUCGAAUGCCAAAGACAAUUUCAUGGAAUUAAGGCGAGCCAAACAGUUUUCAAAUCUACACAAGGAAUUAGCCGAUAGGGUACUUAAAGACAUUGUGGAAAUAGUGGGCAUAAAUGUAUAAAAGUUUGGAACUAAUGUACGAUCAUACUUCUGCGAGCUCAUGACUUCAAAAACAAAACACUGUGGAAUUUAGUAACCAUUGGGAUGUUGCCUCCUAUAACUAUUACUAUUAUUUUCUUGCCCAAGCAAUUUCCUUUGUUAUUAUGAAUGGCUGGCAUAUCACACUGAUACAAGUUGAUUGAAAAUGGUGUUAGAUUUCAAAUAUAACCCACAUGAAAAUAAUUCUUUAAUUCCUAUGUAUAGUAUUUCAUAUCCUGAACAUAUCAGGGAUGGGGUGGAGAGUAAAUUUCUUUAUAAGCUCACUAAGUGAUCUGUCACAACUUUGGAUGAUGUGUUGUAGUCGCCUAUAAAAAUACUUGCGGUAAAUUCUCACGUAAAAUCAUGAUUGCAUUACUGAAAAUUGCAACUUUAAGUGAACGAUGAUUUCCCAUAGGAAUAAAUGUUAAAGCCAGAAAUAGGCUCCUUCAGACAUUAUUUGCCUGGAAUAAAUAAUGUACAAGUUGAAAUACUGUACCACACAUGCUGUACUGUGCACUCCUAGCUAAAAUAACUUGCAAAAUAAAUUCCUAAAUGUAACAAAUAUUGUAUACAUUCAAAUUAAACAAA